AUGGCCUUUCCGUACAAGAAAAUCAUCAUCCUGGGGGCCACGUCUGGGAUCGGACACACGCUGGCGGAACGAUUAAUCCAGAAGGGUAGCUUUGUUAUCGCGGUUGGUCGUCGCAAGGAAAAUCUUGAUUUGUUUGUGCAGAAGCAUGGCCCCGCGAGGGCCGCGGGUAUCCAGUUUGAUGUACGCAAUCUGGAUGAAGUCCAGCAGUUCGUGGCCGAUGUCACCGCUUCUCACCCGGACUUGGACUGCGUCUUCCUAAACUCGGGCAUUCAGCGACGAUCUAUCUUUAGCGAGCCUGAAACGAUCGACAUCGAUCGCAUUCAGGAGGAACUUACGGUCAACUACACCGCCUAUCUUGCUCUGACGAAAGGAUUUCUCCCUUUCUUUCAAGCAAAAUCGGAUAUGCCUACAUCGUUUAUCUUUACAUCAUCAAACCUCGCCCUGGUCCCGAUACUUCGGUGCUCUAACUAUUGUGCUAGCAAGGCAGCCCUUCACCACUGGAUUCUUUGUUUAAGGGAGCAGCUGAAGGAAACUAAGGUCAAAGUGGUUGAGAUAUUUCCUCCUUUGGUGAAAACCGAGCUUCAUGACGCUAACCACCAACCCGACAUGACCAAAAACCGAACGGAGGGGAUUCCUGUGGACGAGUUCGCAGAUGAGACGAUGCAGAAGCUCAUCGCCGGCGACGACCAGAUCCCAGUCGGUUUUUCGAAAAUUGCAUUCAAUGGCUGGGAGCAGCAGCGGCAACAGGCAUUUAGGGGGGUUGUGGAGAUGAUGAGGAAUAGCGGUAAUUAA
Penicillium samsonianum is the source of this 792-nucleotide messenger RNA. RefSeq names its product NADP(+)-dependent dehydrogenase. The record is from RefSeq and is a predicted model, not a curated record. Gene Ontology annotation, molecular function: oxidoreductase activity. The transcript has 7 exons. NCBI's taxonomy places the organism in Eukaryota, Fungi, Ascomycota, Eurotiomycetes, Eurotiales, Aspergillaceae. The coding region runs from base 1 to 792 and encodes 263 amino acids.